This is a messenger RNA of Struthio camelus australis, 2236 nucleotides long. Lineage: Eukaryota; Metazoa; Chordata; Aves; Struthioniformes; Struthionidae. The record is from RefSeq and is a predicted model, not a curated record.
AUGCAUGGAGCUCAGCUGUCCUACUUUGAGAGUGCGGAAAUGAACAUUUCCGAAGGGAGAGAGCUGGCCCUGCAGGGUCGUUUUCUGCCUGCUCCUCUCCAUGUAUCAGGUCUUUGCCUUUCUUCAGUCGUGCUGGAGCCCAGAUCUCUGGAGCUGGCACUGAAGUCUCUGGGAAGCGAGGGGCUGUUUCUCUUUUCUUCUCUGGACACAAACAACGAUCUGUACCUCAGUCCAGAGGAGUUCAAGCCAAUAGCUGAGAAGCUGACGGGGGUUGCUCCCAUCUCAGAAUUUGAAGAGGAAGAGACGCCAGAUUCAAGCGGGGAGACGUUGUCCAUCGUGGCAAAAUUCCAGCCUUUGGUCAUGGAAACGAUGACAAAGAGCAAAGACGGUUUCUUAGGAAUUUCUCAUGUCGCACUGUCUGGGCUGAGGAAUUGGACCGCCCCAGUAGCCCCUAUGAGCGUGAUGUUUGCCAGUCAGUUCAAAGCCUUUCUUCCCCCAAAGAAUAAACUGGAUCUUGGGGAUCUGUGGUGGAUAAUUCCUAGUGAAUUAAACAUCUUCACCGGGUAUCUUUCCAACAACCGAUUUUACCCUCCACCUCCCAAGGGCAAAGAGGUCAUAAUUCACAAGCUCUUGAGCAUGUUCCACCCACGGCCCUUCGUAAAAACUCGCUUUGCUCCCCAAGGAGCUGUGGCCUGCAUCCAAGCCAUCAGCGCCUUCUACUACACCAUAGCCUUCAGGAUCCAUGCUGAGUUCCAGCUGAACGAGCCACCAGACUUCCCCUUCUGGUUUUCUCCAGGCCAGUUCACAGGUCACGUCAUCCUCUCCAAGGAUUCUUCCCAUGUCCGAGAGUUUAAGCUCUUUGUCCCUAAUAACAGGUCUCUGAAUGUUGAUAUGGAGUGGCUGUAUGGGGCAAGUGAAAGCAGCAACAUGGAAGUGGAUAUAGGUUACCUGCCUCAGAUGGAGCUAGAAUCGACAGGGCCUUCCAUCCCCUCUGUGAUCCAUGACGAGAAUGGGAAUGUGAUUGAUAGCAGGGAUCCCUCAGGGGAGCCCAUUCAGUUUGUGUUUGAAGAGAUAACCUGGCAGCAGGAAAUCCCCUGGGAAGAGGCAGCCCAGAAGCUGGAAUUGGCCAUGUAUCCGUUUAAGAAGGUUUCCUAUCUUCCCUUCACGCAAGCUUUUGAGAGAGCAAAAGCAGAAAAGAAGCUGGUGCACUCAAUCCUGCUGUGGGGUGCCCUGGAUGACCAGUCCUGCUGAGGUUCAGGGCGAACUCUCCGGGAGACCGUCCUGGAAAGUUCGCCCAUCCUCGCCCUGCUGUUCAUUAGCAGCUGGUCGCUGGUGAAGGAGCUGGAAGAGCUGCAGACCAACAGAGAGAACGAGUUCUACAGCAAGCUGGCUGACCUGCACCUUGAGAAGUACAACUUCCCCGUGGAGAUGAUCAUCUGCCUCCCCAAUGGCACGGUGAUUCACCAUAUCAAUGCCAACUACUUCCUGGAUAUUACUUCUAUGAAGCCUGAAGAUGUUGAAAGUAGCAUCUUUAGUUUCUCGACCAAUUUUGAAGACCCUUCUACUGCAACUUACCUCCAGUUCCUGAGGGAAGGACUGCAAAGAGCAAAACCAUACCUGCAAACCUAAAAACAAUGGCACAUACUGCCCCACAGAGAUGGCCAAAGACUUCAGAGAUCUAUUUUCUUUACAGCAUUUCUUCCUCCUCGUCACGGAUGUCAAGAUGCAGACAGCCCCAGGACUUGAGCUUUGUUCUGGGUGAUGUAGGGCUGUUGAAGAGUCUAAGUUUUGAGUGACACCAGUUUCUUUUUACAUAAUCUGCCCUUUUGAGUUCAGGCAAUUUUUUACAGGAGCGAGAAUACUUGAAUCUAUAAACGCUCUGCGUACCUGUACCUUGGUAUGUCACCAACCUUCACAUUUUUCCAUCUCCUGUUCAGACUUUCUGUGAUGAAACUCCUGUAACAGCUAUACCAAGUAUCACCUGCAAACACCAGAUCUCAAGGGCCUGACUUUGUGUUGAAUCGUGGAGAACAGUGUUGCCAUUACAACCAAAUGCUUGUGGCGGGUCCCUCUGCCUUGUGGGCAAAGGUGCAGAAUCCAGCGCAGGUGGAGAGGUCUUUCCUGGUAGCCAACAUCCUCGCACCUCUCCAAGGGCAGUCCUGAGUCCCACUAAGCUGUAAGCUACUCCACAGCCUGGAUCCCAGCUCUUCAGGAUGGCAUUUAUUGACAGCAAUGG